CUCUGCUCUCUCUACGUCACUUCCGGACAUCAUAGCCUCGGAUAAUAAUAGCCCUGGAACAAAUGGAAGCAGUAGCUGCCAUGUCGGGAGCGCGCACAGAGGCGACCUAGCGGGGCUGUCACUGCAUUGUUUAAGGGGGAGGGCGUGUUGUUGAUAAAGCAUUUUUUAUUCAAAAUAAUAAAAAAAUUGGGAAAAAAAAGAGGAAUUUCUGGAAGACUGGGAGCAGCGUAGCGGCGUAAGCGCGCACCCGGGGGGGCUGGCGGGGCCGCGCCUGAGGAGUGGAGGCUGGGGACAGGGAGAGAGAUGUGACCGGAGGGAGCCUGCUUGUGUCCUCCGCCCUGAGGCAGGCGACAUCCCCUCUGCUGCUCCUCGGGAAGGAGACGACGGCCAUCACCAUGGCGGACAAGGGACGGCUCAGCUUCCCGGGAGCGCUGAACAGGCCGGUGCCCAUGAACUUGUUCGCCACUUGGGAGAUUGAUGGUUCCAGCCCCAGCUGUAUUCCCAGGCUUUGCAGUCUAACUCUGAAGAAGCUUCUGGUUGUGAAGGAACUGGACAAAGAGCUUAUUUCUGUAGUGAUUGCAGUGAAAAUGCAGGGAUCCAAGCGCAUCCUCCGCUCUCAUGAGAUUGUGCUGCCACCUAGUGGACAAGUGGAGACUGAUCUUGCACUGACCUUUUCACUGCAGUACCCUCACUUUUUAAAACGGGAAGGAAACAAACUACAGAUAAUGCUUCAAAGGCGGAAGAGGUACAAAAAUCGAACCAUCCUGGGUUACAAAACGCUGGCGAUUGGAUGCAUCAAUAUGGCUGAGGUCAUGCAGCAUCCAUCUGAAGGAAGUCAAAUAUUAAGCCUUUUUAGUAACAUGAAGGAAGCGUCUGCCAAGGUAGCUGAAAUAUGGAUAUUCUCCCUCUCUAGUCAGCCGAUUGAUCAUGAAGACAGUGCCAUGAACACCAGCCAGAAGAUAAAAUCCACAGAUAACUAUUCUGAAGAGGAGUACGAAAGCUUUUCUUCUGAGCAGGAAGCAAGUGAUGAUGCCGUACAGGGCCAGGACCUGGAUGAUGAUGAAUUUGACGUGGGAAAACCAAAGAAGCAGCGAAGAACGAUAGUAAGAACAACGUCCAUAACCCGGCAACAGAACUUCAAGCAAAAAGUGGUCGCCCUGUUACGAAGGUUUAAAGUUUCUGAUGAGGUGCUUGACUCUGAACAGGACCCAGGAGAGCACGUACCCGAAGUUGAGGAGGACAUGGACUUGCUGUAUGACACCCUGGACAUCGAAAAUCCCAGUGAUAGUGGACCUGAAAUGGAAGAUGACGACAGUGUCCUCAGCACACCCAAACCAAAACUAAAGCCUUACUUUGAGGGCCUUUCACACUCCAGUUCUCAGACGGAGAUCGGAAGCUUACAUAGCAUGAGAAGCCAGAAGGAGCUGCCAAGCCCUAACAGCAAUGUGCACUUUGAGAAGCCUCACCGUGACCUCUCGCAGUCUGCAAAUACCGAUCUGGAGGAUCCCGAAAGACGGACUUCUUUAUCCAAACAUUCUCCCGAGAGCAUAUCUGACACUAUAUCGCUGGAUACCUCACAGCAAGAUGCACAGGAUAUUGAACUUUCCACGCUGGAUGUUUUCGUGGAGAGGUUGCCCCCCAGUGGAAAGAUAACAAAGACCGAAUCCUUGAUCAUUCCUUCUACUCGUUUGGAAGGAAAGCACACCGGACGUCGUGGUAGAAGCACAUCUUUAAAAGAAAGGCAGGCGUCUCGACCCCAGAAUGAGAGAGCCAAUAGUCUCGAUAAUGAACGGUCACCUGAUACUAGGAUUCAUCUCCAGAUUCCUAGGAAGACGGUAUAUGAUCAGCUAAACCACAUCCUAGUAUCAGACGACCAUCUCCCUGAAAACAUUAUUCUAAUAAACACUUCGGACUGGCAGGGCCAGCUUCUCUCUGAUAUCUUGCAAAAACAAGACCUCCCCUUAGUCUGCACUUGCUCCUCAGCGGAUAUUCAAGCAGCUUUUAAUACAAUAGUCUCCAGGAUACAACGAUAUUGUAAUUGUAAUUCACAACCACCAAAUCCUGUGAAAGUGGCCGUAGCCGGAGCUCAGAAUUACCUCAGUGCGGUGCUCAGACUGUUCGUGGAGCAGCUGUCACACAAGACUCCCGACUGGUUAGGAUACAUACGCUUUCUCAUCAUCCCCUUAGGCUCUAAUCCUGUAGCCAAAUACCUGGGCACUGUGGACAGCAAAUACAACAACCUAUUCCAGGAUUCCGCUUGGAGAGAACUGUUCACAAAACUGGAUGCACAAGCUUCAGAUGUUUCCUUGCUGUCUACAAUACAGGACCCCCCAGACGUGGUGUCACGUGUUACGCAGUACAUUGCCGGAGCAAACUGUGCGCAUCAGCUGCCUAUAGCGGAGGCCAUGUUAACUUACAAACAGAAAAGGAAAAAAAGUUUUCAUUUUGAUUUUGCCUUAAGGUAUCAUGUCCUCUCUGGUCCUGAUGAGGAUUCUUCACAGAAGUUCAUCCCUUUUGUAGGUGUGGUAAAAGUUGGUAUUGUUGAGCAGUCAUCUGCAACCUCCGGAGAUUCGGAUGAUGCGGCUCCAUCGAGCUCUAUUGUACUGUCAUCCACUCCCCCCUCUGUGUCUCCAGCCAUCAAGGAAGCGUCUCCCACCCCUCCGUCCUCUCCGUCUGUUACAGCUGGAUUCUCACCAAGUCAGAGCCCUGGGGGUGAACUCAUGGGGCUGCAGUUAGAUUACUGGACAGCAGCCGCCGUCAACGACAAGAAGAAGGAGGCCGAGAAAAGGGAAUCCACAUCCGCCAAGAACACUUUAAAAUGCACUUUCCGCUCGCUGCAGGUCAGCCGGCUCCCCAACAGCAACGAUGCCCCCGCUGCUCCCACCAUGUCCAUGACGGUCGUCACAAAGGAGAAAAACAAAAAAGUGAUGUUUUUGCCUAAGAAGACUAAAGAUAAAGACGUAGAAUCUAAAUAUCAAUGUAUCGAAGGCAUCAGCAGAUUGAUUUGCACAGCGAAACAUCAGCAGAACAUGCUCAGAGUGCUCAUUGACGGUGUGGAAUGGAACGAUGUGAAGUUUUUCCAGCUGGCGGCGCAGUGGUCGUCUCACGUCAAGCACUUCCCCAUCUGCAUAUUCGGACACUCCAAAUCCAAUUUCUAGCAUUUUUUUUUUUAUUUUAUUAUAUUUUUUUUUUUGCGGUCGUCUUUUCAACACUACCCACUUCUUACUCCAUACCGGGUUGUCUGGAUAUCACACACACUAACUUGUGCCAACGACUCUUCCCAGCACAGAACCAGUUACCCCCCAUUUUUUUUAAUUUUUUUUUUUUGCAUUUAUUAUUUUUUACUAUUUUAUUAUUGCUCAGAUUAUUUAAAGCUAAGCUUGAAGUUACAAUUUAUUUUUCUUUUUUUGUAUUUUUAAUGUUACAUCCAAGGGAGUAUAUCUACAUAUAUAACAAAAAAAAAAAAAAAACAAAGUCUUAAAUAUACUCGCCGUAGACAUUUUGGUACUUCAAAGACCGCCUAAGAAAACGUGUUGCUUUAUAAGGUGUUACGUGCUAGAUCUGAAUAAGCGGUGGAAAAGGGAAUCGGGCGUAUUACGUGGCGCAGGCUUUCUCUACAUGAUGUGAAGUGGGGGCUUCUUAUGGGCAUGCCAGCACAAUGCAAUAGAGUAAGACAGAUUCUCGGGAGGGGGGGGGGGGGGGGGGUUUACAUAGCUGUAGAUGAGGCAUGUGCCCCCCUGUUUUUUUUUUUUUUUUUGCCUUGAUGUGAAUGUCAUUCCUUCUACAUAGGGUCAAAAUAUAAAUUUAUAACAACUGAAACUGACAUUUUCUAAUAGACAUAAUGGAUAAAAUUCUGGCAGCUUUCAGCCGCCUCUAGGGGGAGCUCACUGUUUGCAUCUUGAGAAAACACAAGCUCCCCCUAGUGUUUGAUGAAGGCGCUCACAGGUCAAUGAUAAAAAUUAUAUUUCCAUGCAUGGGAUUUAGAGCUCUGUAUUAGACAAAGGAGCUUAGAGGGGCACUUUGCCCCCUGGAUAUCUUUUGUGGAUAAGAUGUCUGAUCGCGGGGGUCCGGCUGCUGGGACCCCCUCCCCCCCAAAAAAACACCAACUGUUGUGUGGCCAUGGCACCCUGGCGUUCUGAACAUUUUUGUUGACAACUGAGUUCAGGGGAAGGCCAUAGUUGUGACAAUAGCACCGUGCCCCCUCCAUUCAUGUCUAUAGGAGGGGGCGUUAUGGCUGUGGUCACUCGUACCGCCGCCUUUUAAGGGUAGGGUCACACAAAGCGUAUGCGCUAUGUAUUGCACGCUAUUGGAUGCAGGGAAGUACGCAGCAUAUUUUGCUACAGGCAGUCACACAUGGCUUCUCCCCCACA
Messenger RNA from Hyla sarda, 4370 nucleotides. It is a transcript of the gene PACS2, whose product is annotated as phosphofurin acidic cluster sorting protein 2. The transcript is spliced from 26 exons. Gene Ontology annotation, molecular function: transmembrane transporter binding. The coding region runs from base 396 to 3158 and encodes 920 amino acids. The record is from RefSeq and is a predicted model, not a curated record. Gene Ontology annotation, biological process: protein localization to plasma membrane. NCBI's taxonomy places the organism in Eukaryota, Metazoa, Chordata, Amphibia, Anura, Hylidae.